AUGAGAAUAGCAUCCAUUUCAUACUGUUCUAAGCUGAAUAUUAUGAGAAACAUGUUUCUCCUUAAUAGUUCUGGGAUUGAAAAGUCAAUAACACAUUGGCGGAAAGCAAUUGGUAUACUCAAUUCAGUUCUCUGGACCGAAAAUAUUUAUAAUAAUGUAAGGAAAUAA
Messenger RNA from Nezara viridula (southern green stink bug), 168 nucleotides. The record is from the annotation of a GenBank genome assembly. Lineage: Eukaryota; Metazoa; Arthropoda; Insecta; Hemiptera; Pentatomidae.